Molecule: messenger RNA, 618 nt
Organism: Sparassis crispa
Lineage: Eukaryota; Fungi; Basidiomycota; Agaricomycetes; Polyporales; Sparassidaceae
Exons: 1
Coding region: 1-618 (205 amino acids)
Source: RefSeq, a predicted model, not a curated record
AUGGAGCAUGCAUUGUGGAGGUUGUUUGCGCCUCCAUCCCCUCCUCAUCUUCGCUGCCUUUGCUACCUUCUUGUCAUCCCACCUGUCCUUGGGGUGCACGUCCGGAUCAUCCUUGCCUUCCGCAUUUGUAUCACUGUUGAGCUGACCGGCACUGACAUCGUCAUCAUCGCGCUGUCCUCCAUCAUCGCUGUUGUGAUGUCCUCCGUCAUCGUCAUCAUUGUGUGCACCCUUAGUGGUCAAUGCAGACUCAGGCGGCUCACUGUUGGUAUUCUAUUAGUGACAGAUAGUGGUUACACAAUGGAGCAUGCACCGUGGAGGUUGGUUGCACCUCCGUCCCCUCCUCAUCUGUCCUCCAUUGAUGUCAUCGCGCUGUCCUCCAUCGUCAUUGUCAUCAUGUCCACCAUCGACACUGUCAUGCUGUCCUCCAUCGUCAUCGUGGUGCUGUCCAUCAACGCCAUGUUCACGCUCGCCCUCGUGCUCUCUCUCACUGUGCUCAUGGUCACUUCAGCGUUUGUUCUCCUUCGACACACGAGCGCCCUUCGACUUCAUAAGGUUAAGUUUCCUGUGCGAUGGGGAGAGGACGACUACACUAUCAUCGUCAUCAUCAUCCUCUUCUGA